UAUUCCGGGAUUAUUCCGGAUGUUGUUGGAUUUGUUCCGGGUUUUGGGUGUUUAUUCCGGGUUUUAUUCCCGCCGGGUUGACCUUCCCUGAGCCCGGCCCCAGGCUUUAGGCCCCGGAUCCCCGGCCUCUCCUUGUGCCGGUGCCGAUGCCGAUGCCGGGCCUGCAGGAGCCGCACUCUCCGGCCUCGGGCCCGGGCCCAGGCCCAGGCCGAGGCCGCUGCCGGGUCCCCGGGGCUCGGCUGACGGUGGAGCCGCUUGUUUUCCUCAGUAUGUUGGCGCUGGUGCUGCAGGCCCCGCUCUCCACUCAGUACAUCUUCCAGAGAAUCAGCUCCGAGCUCGGCUUCAGUGGAAACCGGAGCCGAGGCUGCAACAAGAGCCAAGGGAGCCAGGCCCAGCUGGAGAAGGACGUAGAGACUUUGACCUCCCAUUGGAACCUGUACAUUAACGUUGGGGGUUUUGCUGUGGGACUGUUCUCUGCGACACUGCUUGGACCGUGGAGUGACCGCGUGGGCCGUAGACCCAUCCUGAUCUUACCGGGUAUUGGUCUGGCGCUGCAGGCUGCGGUUUAUCUCAUCGUCAUGUACGAGGAGCUGCCAGUCAGGUUCCUUCUGAUUGGCCGACUGCUGAGUGGGCUUCUGGGCGAUUUCAACACCAUCCUGGCUGGAUGUUUCUCGUACAUCGCAGACAUCAGCGACAAACCGUCACGCACGUUCCGGGUUGCCGUGCUGGAGGCGUGCCUGGGAAUGGCGGGAAUGUUUGGCAGUAUUAUUGGGGGCCAGUGGAGUAAGGCUCAAGGCUACAUCAUCCCGUUCUGGCUGGUGUUGGCUCUGAACGUGGCGACUGUCAUCUACGCUUUUGUUUUCAUUAAGGAGUCUGUGACCGUGAAGAGACCGGGCAAACUGUUGACCAUGGAGCAUUACCGUGCGGUGUACCGCCUGUAUUCCAGUGGGCAGGAGACUGGGCGUCGGCACCGUCUCUGCCUGUAUGCACUGUCCCUCUUUAUCGUGGUGACCGUGCAUUUCGGAGUCAAGGACAUUCUGAUCCUCUUUGAGCUGAGUUCCCCGCUGUGCUGGCGAUCCGAUCAGAUUGGAUACGGCUCAGCAGUUGAGCACUUAACCUACUUGAGCAGUCUUCUGGCCCUGAAGAUGAUGCAGUAUUGCCUUGGCGACAGUUGGAUUGCUGAGGUCGGAUUGCUGUCAAACAUGGCCGGUUUGGUGACUUUCUCAGUAGCAGCGACCAGCACUGUCAUGUUCACUGGUCAUGGGAUGUUUAUGGAUGUGGUGCCAAUCAAGCGGGCUGAUUUAGAUGUCGCUGUUCUGUCUACAGGAGCCCUGUUCGCUUCGGUGGCAUGUGUGGAGAGUGCGUGCUCACUGGUGUCUACACUUGUCUUCAGCUCCUUAUAUCCUGCAACACUGCAUUUCAUGAAAGGAUUCACUUUCCUCUUCGGGGCUGCCCUGCUCCUCAUUCCGGCUGGAAUAAUCGGGUGA
Messenger RNA from Rhincodon typus (whale shark), 1487 nucleotides. RefSeq names its product solute carrier family 46 member 1 (gene slc46a1). Gene Ontology annotation, molecular function: transmembrane transporter activity. NCBI's taxonomy places the organism in Eukaryota, Metazoa, Chordata, Chondrichthyes, Orectolobiformes, Rhincodontidae. Gene Ontology annotation, biological process: transmembrane transport. The record is from RefSeq and is a predicted model, not a curated record. The transcript is spliced from 4 exons. The coding region runs from base 147 to 1487 and encodes 446 amino acids. Gene Ontology annotation, cellular component: plasma membrane.